GCGAACCGACUGAGACGCCCUUCGGUCGACGCGAGCGUCCGUACAUGGUGGUGAUCGUGUGUUGCGCCAAUGGAUGGGUGUAUUCUGUUCGCCGUGAUCGUUUAGGAGUGGCUGCUCCAUUGCAACUUUGACUUUUAUCCGAGCGUUCGCUCGUGCUAUACACACCGUAGUGCCAAGGAUUAAAAUCUCGAUGCGGCGAAAACGGAACGGAUCGGCAAUGCGUCACCCCGGGAAACUGUCGGAACUUCGUCGUUCCAGGAUCAUUAUGGGCUAGCUCGGCGCCGCGUGGAUUCAACCGAUUCCUCCACGAGAGGGAGUUCUGAAGCUUCGUGAUGUUCUUCCUGAAAGGCUCAUGGUUCCGAAGAGCCCGUAAACUCCCGGCGCUCAUCGGAGCGUCAAUACUCAUGUCCUGUCUACUUUUAUUCGGACCGUCGUCGUUCUCGGCACCAAACGCUCCAGAUGAACUCCAGUGGUUACGCAACGACGACCACCAGAAGGAAUACAUCGACAAGAAAGGAAUUCAUGUCAUCGUCGGGCAUUACAUGGGGAAAGACUUACCUUGGGACCCCAAGGAAAACAUCACGGAAGCCGUAUUGAAUGCGAACAGCUAUAACCCUCUGGAAGGUGCCGGUAACAUGGGACAGCCUGUUUAUCCGCUUCCAUCAGAAGUAGUCCGAUCGAAAAUGCUCUACUCUAUCAACAGGUUCAAUCUCUUGGUGUCGGACAAGAUCUCAGUAGACAGGACCCUAGCGGACGCGAGAAAAUCUGUGUGUCGUAACAUCAGCUACGCCUACGACUUACCGGACACUUCAGUGAUCAUAGUGUUCCAUAACGAAGCGUGGUCGACGCUGCUGCGUACGGUCCACUCCGUGAUUAACAGAUCACCGCGUGAUCUGGUCAAGGAAAUCAUGCUGGUAGACGAUGCGAGUGACAGAGAGUUUCUCAAACGAAGCCUGGACGCUUACGUGCGCUCACUGAAUUUUCCGAUCAAAGUCAUUCGAUCGCCGAAGCGCAGCGGACUAAUUAGAGCCCGACUGAUGGGAGCCCGAGCUGCUGAGGGAAAAGUUUUGACGUUCCUGGACGCGCACUGUGAAUGCACGACCGGCUGGCUGGAACCGCUCCUGCAACGGAUUAAAGAAGACAGAACCCGAGUCGUUUGUCCGAUCAUCGAUAUUAUCCACGACGACACCUUCGCCUACGUCAAGAGCUUCGAGCUCCAUUGGGGUGCCAUCAACUGGGAAAUGCAUUUCAGAUGGUACCCGGUCGGUCCUCACGUCUUGAAACAACGACAUGGCGAUCCCUCGGAACCAUUCAAAACCCCUGUGAUGGCGGGAGGCUUAUUCUCGAUCGACAAGGAAUAUUUCUACGAGAUGGGCGCUUACGAUGAGCAGAUGGAUAUAUGGGGCGGCGAAAACGUCGAAAUGUCCUUCCGGAUAUGGCAAUGCGGCGGAUCUCUCGAGAUCGUCCCUUGCUCGCACGUCGGUCAUGUCUUUCGACGUUCCUCUCCGUACACCUUCCCUCACCCGAAAGGAGUCGGAGGCAUACUCUUCUCUAAUUUAGCUCGCGUAGCCGAAGUAUGGAUGGACGACUGGGCUGAAUUCUACUUCAACAUGAACACGGAAGCGAAGAAAUUGCGCUCCACAAUGGAUGUCGCCAAAAGAAAAGCUUUAAGAGACAGAUUGCAUUGCAAGCCAUUCUCGUGGUACUUGACCAACGUUUGGCCAGAAAAUUUCUUCCCCAGCGAGAAUCGAUUCUUCGGAAAGAUCCGUAAUCGAGCUGCGGAAAAAUGCUUCGGCCGACCCGUUUCGAAAAGUUACCAUCAACCAAUCGGGAAAGUGAAGCUCGAAGAUUGUGCGGUGACUCAUUACGCGCGACAGUAUUUCGUAAUGACCGGAGAAGGAUAUCUGAUGACGGAUGAAUCGGUUUGUCUCGAUUCGCCCGAGGGCUACGAAGAUACCAAUGUCGUGAUGAUUGCCUGCCAGGGGAUUCAACGGCAGAAGUGGAGAUUCGAUGUCAAGACGGGGGCGAUCAUGCAUCUAUCGAGUCGGCUGUGUUUGGAUCUGCCGUCGAAAUCGAGUCCUGACGGUCUGACUCUUCAGAAAUGCUCACCCAAGAAAACUCAGCGCUGGAUCAUGGAGAAAGCCGGCUGGAAUCGAGCCGUGUGAGUCGGGAUUCAUGGGGAGCCCGGUGUGAGAUUCGUCGUACGCGGCUUU
Molecule: messenger RNA, 2213 nt
Organism: Galendromus occidentalis (western predatory mite)
Lineage: Eukaryota; Metazoa; Arthropoda; Arachnida; Mesostigmata; Phytoseiidae
Product: polypeptide N-acetylgalactosaminyltransferase 13
Exons: 11
Coding region: 333-2165 (610 amino acids)
Biological process (GO): protein O-linked glycosylation
Cellular component (GO): Golgi apparatus
Molecular function (GO): polypeptide N-acetylgalactosaminyltransferase activity
Source: RefSeq, a predicted model, not a curated record